This is a messenger RNA of Trematomus bernacchii (emerald rockcod), 2580 nucleotides long. Its product is annotated as calpain-2 catalytic subunit-like. Gene Ontology annotation, molecular function: calcium-dependent cysteine-type endopeptidase activity; calcium ion binding. Gene Ontology annotation, cellular component: cytoplasm. The record is from RefSeq and is a predicted model, not a curated record. Lineage: Eukaryota; Metazoa; Chordata; Actinopteri; Perciformes; Nototheniidae. Gene Ontology annotation, biological process: proteolysis.
AUGGCGAGCACAGCAGCAGAUCUGGCCCGGUUGAAGACCCGGGAGGAGGAGGAGGGCAGUCUGAAGGCGGUCCAGUUCCAGCAGCAGGACUUCCAGCAGCUGCGGGCUGAGAGUCUGAAUAGCGGAGAGCUGUUCUGUGACCCGGUCUUCCCUGCAGACUGCGAGUCUCUGGGGUUCAACACUCUGGGUCGGUACUCCUCCAGAACCAGAGGCAUCGAGUGGAAGAGACCCACGGAGCUGAGUUCAGAUCCUCAAUUUAUCGUUGAUGGAGCGAAAAGAACGGACAUCUGUCAGGGAGCGCUGGGUGACUGCUGGCUGCUGGCGGCCUUGGCCUCUCUGACUCUGGACCCCCAGAUUUUGGACAGAGUGGUACCUCCCGGACAGAGCUUCAGCUCGCAGUACGCCGGGAUAUUCCACUUCCAGUUCUGGCAGUUCGGGGAGUGGGUGGACGUUGUGAUCGACGACCGGCUGCCGGUGAAAGACGGAGAGCUGCUGUUCGUUCACUCUGCUGAGGGGAAGGAGUUCUGGAGCGCUCUGCUGGAGAAAGCCUACGCCAACCACCACCGAAGGCUUCGAGGAUUUCACUGGAGGAAUCGCUGAGGUCCACGAGCUGAGCAGCCCCGACCCACAUCUGUUCCACAUCAUCCAGAAGGCCCAGAACCGAGGGUCCCUGAUGGGCUGCUCCAUAGACAUCACCAGCUCCACGGACUCGGAGGCCGUGACUCGGCAGAAGCUGGUGAAAGGCCACGCCUACUCUGUGACAGGUGCAGAUCAGGUGGAGUAUCGUGGCAACACGGAGAGGCUGAUCCGGAUCAGGAACCCGUGGGGUCAAGUGGAGUGGACCGGAGCCUGGAGCGACAGCUCGCCUCAGUGGCGUGAGGUCAGCGACGAGGACCGGGACCGCCUGAGUCUCCGUGCUGAGGACGGAGAGUUCUGGAUGUCUUUCUCUGACUUCCUGUCACAUUACUCCCGGCUGGAGAUCUGCAACCUGACUCCCGACGCUCUGAGCGACGAGUCCGUCUCCAAGUGGGCUCUGACCAAGUUCGAUAGCAGCUGGAGGAGAGGAUCCACGGCCGGAGGGUGCAGGAACUUCCCCGAUACGUUCUGGAUCAACCCUAACUUUGUGAUCAAGCUGGACGAGGAGGACGACGACCCGGAUGACGGAGAGUCCGGCUGCAGCUUGGUGGUGGGUCUGAUCCAGAAGAACCGCAGGCGCAUGAGGAAGAUGGGCGAGGACAUGCACACCAUGGGGUUCGCCAUCUACGAGGUUCCUGACGAGUGCCGCGGUCAGAGGAACGUCCGGCUGAGGAAGAACUUCUUCCUGCGCCACGCCUCGGCCGCCCGCUCCGAGACCUUCGUUAACCUGCGGGAGGUCAGCAACCGCUUCGUGCUGCCGCCGGGAGAGUACCUGAUCGUCCCGUCCACCUUCGAACCGCACAAGAACGGAGACUUCCACGUCCGGGUGUUCUCCGAGAAACAAGCCGAGUUCCAAGAGCUGGACGACCCCAUCGAGAGCAGAGUGGAGAAGAUCGAGAUCGAUGAGGACGAUGUGGGCGAUCGCUUCAGGAAUCUGUUUGGACAGCUGGCAGGAGGGGACUGUGAGAUCUCCGCCUUCGAGCUGCAGAAGAUCCUCAACAGAGUCGUCACCAAACGUUCAGACAUCCAGACCAGUGGCUUCAGUCUCCCCACGUGUCGGAACAUGGUCAACAUGCUGGACAAAGACGGCACUGGGAAACUCGGUCUGGUGGAGUUUAAAAUUCUGUGGACCAAAAUCGAGAAGUACCUGACUGUGUACCGGGACAAGGAUGUGGAUAACUCGGGGACCAUGAGCUCUGCUGAGAUGAGGUCAGCUGUGGAGGAAGCAGGCUUCCUGCUCAACAACCCCCUCCAUCAGAUCCUCGUGGCUCGGUACAGCGAGCCGGACCUCACCAUCGACUUCGACAACUUCGUGGGCUGCCUGGUCCGCCUGGAGGCCAUGUUCAACACCUUCUCUGUUCUGGACACGGAUCAGUCGGGCUCCAUUGAGCUCACUUUGCUGCAGUGGCUCAGCGUGUCUCUGCUCUGAGUUCUGGUCCUGGUUCUGGUCCUGGUCCUGGUCCUGGUCUCAGCUGAUUGACAGACUGAAUUAUUGUCAGUGUGGUGAUGGUGUUUAGUUAUUGUCUCAAUAUGUAUAUUGUGGUGUCAGGAGAGAGACCUCGUUGAUGAUGACUGACUCAUACGGGUCUCCAACUAUGUUUAAUACCUGAGGUCACCUGUACGAGUCAUUCAUCGUUAACGAGGUCAUCUGUAUAAAUCAUUAAUAAGCCGCUAACGCUAUAAUAGAAACUGUUGUCAGGUUUUCAUAAAGGGGAACAGAACAGCAAAUAGGAAGCCUCCCUCUCUCUGAGCUGAGCUCUGAUUGGCUGAUUGAUAAACAGCUUAAAUGUUUAGUUUUUCAUGGGAAAUAGUGGUCGAACGCCAGUUUGGCAAUAACCUGCUAAGAUUGGAUGAUAAAGGGUGAAUAAAGUAGAAACACUGGUGCCUUAUAUAAUAAUGUGUAAAAUGUAUCUUGCUAAUUCCUUAAUAAAGACAAUGAAUGAG